CGCGGCCGCCGCAAGAGAGAGCAACCGAGUCCCCGCCCCGCCACUUCCGGUCCCGCCGCCCCAAGCCGGUGCGGCCGUGAGGGGCCGCGUCUCGCCGCCGCGGGCCGGCCGGGCACGGUGUGGGCGCCUGGCCUGCCUCGCCGGUCUCAGGGUGCCCAGGGGAACGUUCGGUAGUCGUAAUGCUGACGCUGGCAAGUAAACUGAAACGAGAUGAUGGCCUCAGAGGCUCCCGGGCGCCGGCCACGGCCUCCGACUCCACUCGGAGGGUGUCUGUGAGAGACAGGCUGCUUGUUAAAGAGGUUGCAGAACUUGAAGCUAAUCUACCUUGUACAUGCAAAGUGCAUUUUCCUGACCCAAACAAGCUUCAUUGCUUUCAGCUAACCGUAACCCCAGAUGAGGGUUACUACCAGGGUGGAAAAUUUCAGUUUGAAACUGAAGUUCCUGAUGCGUACAACAUGGUGCCUCCCAAAGUGAAAUGCUUGACCAGGAUCUGGCACCCCAACAUCACAGAGACAGGCGAGAUUUGCCUAAGUUUACUGAGAGAACAUUCGAUCGAUGGCACCGGCUGGGCUCCCACUAGGACAUUAAAGGAUGUAGUCUGGGGAUUGAACUCGCUGUUCACUGAUCUUUUGAAUUUUGAUGAUCCACUGAAUAUUGAAGCUGCAGAACACCAUUUGCGGGACAAGGAGGACUUCCGGAAUAAGGUUGAAGACUACAUUAAGCGUUACGCCAGAUGAUAGAGGAGGAGACUGCAGGGCUGUGGGCUGUGUGCUGCUGGUUUGUCUCCAUCUCAAACCGAGACGGAGCCCUCCUCCCCUCCUCGUGCUCCCUCAGCCCCACUGGGUCAUCCGAGUCCUGUGACCAUGUCCUGAGGAAGAACCUCUUCACGACUACCCACUGUACCUGGAGAGCUCCACGUAAAUACAGCAAGAAAAUGUGUUUGGGGUUCUAAAGAGUUGUCUGCUUACCUUAACAUGUUUACUUUUUGGAAAUUGUACUGUGUAGGCGCGUUGGUGAGAUUCUCGAGAAGCUGUAAUGAGCUCAGAAUUGAGGCUAGAGCUUGCUUCUUCCCUUUCCAAACAAAACGGUCCCUGCACAAGUGAUGACGAUGUGCUCAGUGUAGCUCACAGACUGGCCUAAGAAACCCACUGCAAACUGUGAUGGACGCGAAUUCGUAACUCCUCCCACAAAUGCUGGCCCUGCCUAGAUGUCAUGAGGCUUCCAGAAUGCAUAGAGUCAUUCACUGUAGAUCUCUUACUGAAAUGCAUAUUUUAUUUAAUGUAAGUAUAUUUUGGAACAGAUUUGUAAUUUGUACAAUUUAAUGCUUUAAUUAUUUUUUUCUAUCUUCAUUUAGUUUGUAUUUUCAUUGUCGAGCGCAGACAGAAAGAUGUUGGGUCAAGCAAUUAUUGCAGAGAAAUACAAAGAAAAUAUGAAAGACA
Messenger RNA from Manis pentadactyla (Chinese pangolin), 1439 nucleotides. RefSeq names its product ubiquitin conjugating enzyme E2 F (putative) (gene UBE2F). Gene Ontology annotation, cellular component: nucleus. The record is from RefSeq and is a predicted model, not a curated record. Gene Ontology annotation, biological process: protein neddylation. The transcript has 10 exons. Gene Ontology annotation, molecular function: NEDD8 transferase activity. Lineage: Eukaryota; Metazoa; Chordata; Mammalia; Pholidota; Manidae. The coding region runs from base 180 to 737 and encodes 185 amino acids.